Messenger RNA from Poecilia reticulata (guppy), 2444 nucleotides. RefSeq names its product ATPase H+ transporting V0 subunit b (gene atp6v0b). Gene Ontology annotation, molecular function: proton-transporting ATPase activity, rotational mechanism. Gene Ontology annotation, biological process: proton transmembrane transport. Gene Ontology annotation, cellular component: proton-transporting V-type ATPase, V0 domain. The record is from RefSeq and is a predicted model, not a curated record. Lineage: Eukaryota; Metazoa; Chordata; Actinopteri; Cyprinodontiformes; Poeciliidae.
UCAGYUCUCGGUCACAUGCGGGAUCAGCUGAUAUCGCCAGCUUCUCCUUUUGAUGCUCUUCCUCCUCUAGUGUCAGACGCCGUUUGGAAAAUCAGAAUUAAAUUGUUCUCUUUGCUUUUUUUGCGUCGGCUUUUAAAUUAGAGCCAAGAUUAAGUUGCUGCUUCUGCAGUUUAGACGGUCAGAUAGAUGCUGUUAGAGUGGAUGAUGAACGGACACGCCAUUCUUUACACGGGGGUCACUUUGGCCUUCUGGAGUACAAUACUAAUCGUUGGUAUAUGUUAUACCAUAUUUGACCUUGGAUUCCGCUUUGAUGUGGCAUGGUUCCUGACUGAGACGUCUCCUUUUAUGUGGGCCAAUCUGGGCAUCGGUUUGGCCAUCUCUCUGUCUGUGGUGGGAGCAGCUUGGGGGAUCUACAUCACUGGUUCAAGCAUCAUUGGUGGAGGAGUCAAGGCUCCAAGAAUCAAAACCAAAAAUUUGGUCAGCAUUAUCUUCUGUGAAGCUGUUGCCAUUUAUGGGAUCAUCAUGGCAAUUGUUAUCAGCAACAUGGCUGAGAAUUUCAGUGGCACAACCCCUGAGACCAUCGGAGCACAAAAUUACCAAGCUGGUUACUCCAUGUUCGGAGCUGGCCUCACUGUGGGCUUUUCCAACCUUUUCUGUGGGAUCUGUGUGGGCAUCGUGGGCAGCGGAGCAGCUUUGGCAGACGCCCAGAACGCCAGCCUCUUUGUGAAGAUUCUUAUUGUGGAAAUUUUUGGCAGCGCAAUUGGCCUGUUUGGUGUCAUCGUAGCAAUUCUGCAGACCUCUAAAGUAAAGAUGGGUAAUUAGAAGAUGCGCUCACAUCCUGAGAAGACGAGGAAACUCCUGAAAAAUAAGAUAGAUUAUUGUGUACAUACAUCGUAAAUUAUUUAAAUGUCUAUAUUCGCUCUGUAUUGUUUUUAACCAUCAUUCGUGUAAGAGUGGGAUGAUCGUUGGGAAGCAUGACUGUUGGAUAAGAAACUGAAAAAGGGGAACAAUGUUGAUUUUCUUCUACAUUUUUCAUUUCCACUUCUGUACUCACUGGGUGAUACUAACAAUUAAACUUCCUGAGUYAUGGAAGCAAUCUGUAGCCUUCAGCUGUGAGGUUUUGGUUUUUCAAGAGGUUUUCUUGAAUAAUCUUGCACACCACUCUUAUUUGAACGAUGGUUAAAAAUUACUCUGGAGUAUUGAAAAUGCUGUGUGUGUGUGUGUGUGUGUGCGUGUGUGUGUGUGUAUGCUGGACAUGUGAUUUUUACUUUAUGUUCUUUCUUCCUGUGAAGCAUGAGGAUGUUUGUCAUUGUGUUUGUGGCCUGGUCUGCCUCUUUCUUUGUUUUUGUAUCCGGUCUUUUCAAUUUAGAAGUUGGGUCAUUCUACAGGUUUUUCCUGCCUUUGAAUAGUUAUUGAACAUUUAUUAGGAUUAAAUUGAAAGUAUUGUUCUAAAGUUGUAAUUGUGCAACAUAUGAAUCACAGCAGCAAUUCUCUAUGUACCUGGGGAUUUUUUUCUCUCUUCAGUCCUUGCUCUUGUUAGGCCCGUCUAAUGAUUACAAGCCAACUGAGCAUAAAUGUUGCAAAAAACUAAAAGAAAUCAUUUGAGUCACUUUGUUCAAAAUGUAUCAUCAACGUUAUGAUUGGAUUCAAGUUUUUCUUGAAUCCAUUAUUGUCUGCUGUAACUAAGUAGCAGGAAYGUGUUCAGUAAGCAAUUGGUUUCACCAAGAAUUUGAAUCUGUUUGUCUGAUACGUCGGGCUGUGAAAUGUAACACUUCAGACACUUUUUCUUAGCAUGUUUCCGUCCUCAUUUGAAUGGUAAUAUUUGACUACUUUGCUGCAGUCGGCUAAAUCUGCAUUUACUGCUCUUUGCUUACCAGGCUAUUACUAACAUUCCUUAAGAUGUGUGAAACUGAUGGAUGCACAUGUUUAGAAAACGAAGUAAAAACGAUGUUAGGCCCCUGGAUACGUCACAACGUAUAGCGUUUAUUAACGCUUUGACUUCUCCAUUUAUGUUAAUAAAUCUGGGUAGUUUGUAGCCUUUCAGGGAUUUUUAAUUUAGUGUGCAGUCGCAUGAAAAAGGAAAAAAAUAAAUAAAAUCCACAGAUUACAGAUCAGUUCAUUUCUCACCGUAUGAAGUCAUUCAUUAUUCCACUCACUUUGUGAGUGCAAGCAUUGAAUCAUACAUAAGAAAGGCAUAGUUAGGAAAAUAAAAAGUUCGGCCUAAUUGCCAUGCUUGAAAGAAUAUUUUUCWUUUAAAAACAAGGACUGUAAUGACCCGGGUUUUUAGUAACUGUAAACGGUACUGUGUAUGCACUGUGAUGAUGUGAUGGUGAUCAGAAAAAUAGCUAAUCGUUUUUGACAUUGUGGAUGAUCCAAUCAAAAUCAAAUUUUCCUUCUGGCUUCAUAAAUGUUGGAGAAAAUAAAUAAAUAAAUGGUUUGAUCAA